AUGAACGGGCAAUCUUUAGCAAGGGUCCAGAGCGCCCUCGCAAGGCAGGAGGAGGCAUGGGCCGCAACUGAAUAUGACCUCAGAGUGUUGCACCCGAUGAAGAAGAUGACAAAAGAGAAACGAGCGAAGGUGGGGGAAAAGCUGUUCGAGGAGGAAAAGCUGGCCCGCAAACUCGUCAACGUCAUAGAACAGGAGAAAGAGUUUCGCGAGGGAGAGCUAGACGCCCUCACUGGGUCCGCCGCUCUCCCCGGGCCACAACUCGGAUCAGAUCGGAAUCUUGCUUUAUCGUUUGCGUUGGACCGAACCCCAGGAGGGGAAAUGUUAGGGCUCGCUGAUAUUUGGAUUCACUUGCCGUACUUUCCAUCAAGACGAGCGCUCUUUGCAGAGCGAUAUAACGCCAACAACGUCCGGGUUGUCGUCGAGCGCCUAGCAGAGAUUGGGGAAGCUGAGAAAGAGCACCAGGAAGCAGUGGCUGAUCGCGUCAGAGAAGCUGCCCCUACACCGAACGGCAUGGGGAAGGAAGUCACGGCGGCUUCAUCUCAAGCG
Molecule: messenger RNA, 546 nt
Organism: Amoebophrya sp. A25
Lineage: Eukaryota; Dinophyceae; Syndiniales; Amoebophryaceae
Source: the annotation of a GenBank genome assembly